AUGAAUUGCAAAGAAUCUCCAUUGACAAUCAUACCACAGCGACUGUUACUUGUAGUCUGGAACAUUCGGACAAGAAGCAAGAGGAGAAAGAAGGAUAAUGAUAAAGACGGGUUUGUAAAAAAGGGCUCUUUGCCACACAACUAUCUCUGUUGGAGAAAUUACAGAGUCAAGAAACUAGAGGUUUUAGGAGAUGGAAACUUAUAUCCGUUUAUGGCUUUCUUGUUAGAUGCUUUUUUGCUUCCACCUAGCAGUGAAAGGAUUUCAGAGAAGAAAAUUGGACAGGAUUGGAAGAAAAUGAUCAGGCAACUGUUAUUGUCUUUCUUGUUGAUCCAAACCACUCUAGUGGCUGCCAGAGGCAGGGGAAGACGCCACCCUGCUGUUGUUCCCCCUCCUGCAAAAAAGUGGCUAACUCUAAAUGGAGGUGAGCCUGUGGUAGUAGCCAGGGGUGGAUUCUCUGGAAUUGCACCAGAGUCCAGUUUACCCGCUUAUUCUACGGCACAGCAGACGAGCUUGGCUAGCACGAUCUUACUCUGUGAUCUCCAACUUACAAAGGAUGCACAGGGCUUUUGCCAGUCUAGUCUGAACCUUCAAAAUGCAACAACUAUUGCUACAGCUUUUCCAGACUUGAAACCAAGAACCUACAACAUAAACGGAAAGAAUGUGGAAGGAUUCUAUGGGGUGGAUUUUUUGGCAGAUGAUCUACUCAAAAACGUUUUCUUGGUGCAAAGCAUUUACUCAAGAUCCCCUGGUAUGGAUGGUUCAUACCCUCUGUUGACACCCUAUGAUGUUGUGGGCAUGCAAGGUCCUCCUCCAGUACUAUGGAUGAACGUCGAGUAUCCUAGUUUCUACGACGGACUGAAACUCAGCGCAUCAGCAUUUAUUAUAGAUACCAUGAGAGACUUGAAUCCUGCAUACAUUUCAUCACCAGAGAUUGGAUUCUUGAAGGGCUUAGUAGGAAAGGUGAACCCGGCAAAGCUCAUUUUUAAGAUUCCGGACAUAAACGAAGUUGAACCUACAACGAAGAAGACAUAUGUUACACUGCUGUCAGACAUAAAUAUGAUCAAGACAUUUGCAUCCGGGAUUAUUCUUCCAAAAGAAAGCAUAUGGCCCGUAGAUAGUGGAAGGCUAUUGCUGCCUGCUACGAGUUCUGUAUCUGAUUUCCACAAAGCAGGUGUUGAAGUGUAUGCUUCUGGCUUUGCAAAUGAUGACUACUUAAGUUAUAAUUAUAGCUAUGAUCCAACCAAGGAGUAUCUGCAGUUUAUAGACAAUUCUCAGUUUUCGGUUGACGGGGUAAUUACGGAUUUCCCUGCCACCGCAUCAGAGUCCAUUGCAUGCCUAGCCCAGAACAAGAAUGCUCCCAAAAUUGUAAAAGCACUGAUAAUAUCUGACGACGGAGCAAGUGGAGAUUACCCUGGGUCGACUGAUCUUGCAUACCAGAAAGCCAUAGAUGAUGGAACCGAGAUAAUCGAUUGUUCUGUUCAACUGUCCAAGGAUGGAACCGCCUUCUGCUUGCCUUCUGCUGAUCUUAUAGGGACAACCACUGCAGCAUCUCUUUUCAUGGACCGAUCUACCAGGAUACCUGAAAUUCAAGAUAAGAAUGGAAUAUUCUCCUUUGAUCUCACUUGGACUGAAAUUCAAUCACUCAAACCUCAACUUGCAAGCGUUUUUGAUGGCCCUCUUGCUCGAAACCCUGCAAACAAGAAUGCAGGAAAGUUCGUUACUCUUAAUGAAUUCUUGGAUCUUGCUAAGAAAAGGGCAGUUACAGGAGUUCUAAUUAACAUUGAAAAUGCUGCCUAUCUAGCAUCAAACAAGGGUCUUGACAUUGUUGGUGCUGUCACCACUGCCUUGAGCAACGCCACAUUGGAUAAGCAAUCUACUCAGAAAGUUUUGAUUCAGUCAGAUGACAGUUCAGUGCUUUCGAAGUUCCAGGACAUCAAGACUUACCUAAGAGUCUUGGCCAUCGACAAAGAUAUAAGUGGUUCAACCCAAGAAACAGCACAGGAAGUCAAAAAAUAUGCUGAUGCUGUUAAAGUGUUCAGAAAUUCUAUUGUUCUGGACUAUCCAAACCCCGUCUUCAUGUCCUUGAAUUACAGCAACCUUGUUGAAGUCAUGCAUGCUGCCAACAUCUCGGUGUAUGUGGGAAUUCUGAGAAAUGAGUUCCAAAACUUUUUAUUUGAUUACUACGCUGAUCCUUAUGUCGAACUCGCCACUCUUACUCAGAAAGGAGUGGAUGGAAUCGUAACUGACUACCCUGCCACAGCAAAUGCAUACAUGAGUAAGCAUUUUUAUUUAUCAAUUUACAUGAGCAAGUUUUACUACCACUUCAGCAUUUUUAGGAAUUUAUCAAGGCCACCAUAUGGUUUCUUUUCUUCUAUUUUUUGGCCUAACCUGGAAAUCAUCUCUAUCAUGAUACAUCUAUUACUGAAGUAUGGAAGAGAAAUUUCCUCUGAUCUCUACAAUGAAAUUAAAUGA
Molecule: messenger RNA, 2472 nt
Organism: Coffea eugenioides
Lineage: Eukaryota; Viridiplantae; Streptophyta; Magnoliopsida; Gentianales; Rubiaceae
Product: glycerophosphodiester phosphodiesterase GDPDL7-like
Exons: 10
Coding region: 1-2472 (823 amino acids)
Biological process (GO): lipid metabolic process
Molecular function (GO): glycerophosphodiester phosphodiesterase activity
Source: RefSeq, a predicted model, not a curated record